Messenger RNA from Gadus morhua (Atlantic cod), 4333 nucleotides. RefSeq names its product signal transducing adaptor molecule (SH3 domain and ITAM motif) 1 (gene stam). Gene Ontology annotation, molecular function: phosphatidylinositol binding; ubiquitin binding. Gene Ontology annotation, cellular component: ESCRT-0 complex. Bases 358 to 1905 code for a protein of 515 amino acids. The record is from RefSeq and is a predicted model, not a curated record. The transcript is spliced from 14 exons. Lineage: Eukaryota; Metazoa; Chordata; Actinopteri; Gadiformes; Gadidae. Gene Ontology annotation, biological process: protein transport to vacuole involved in ubiquitin-dependent protein catabolic process via the multivesicular body sorting pathway.
ACGAUGACAUUUGAGUUUCUACGACAUAGGAAAUUCACUCGUUGAUUCGACAUAUAUUAAUACGGUCACAAUGUAUCAAUAUAUCCCAUGUGAGACUAUUUAUCAGUAUCACACAGUGUCUGAGGUCGACGCGUGAACAGGGGACGUUCGUACCGUGUAGGAGUCCCCCGAUUACCCACAAUGCUCCGCUUGUUGCCGUCUGUUAAAGGGAUGACUGUGUAGCUUCUGCUAGCCGCCUCCGAGCGAUUUAUAUCCACUAAGUUAACGGUAUUAUGACUCGUAGCGUGUAACAUUGUGCACAAAAGUGAAAGACAAAAAAAAGAGAAGAAGGCGGAAUCUGUUGUCAACACAUCAGCCAUGCCUCUCUUCACGACAAAUCCCUUUGACCAAGAUGUUGAGAAAGCAACCAGUGAGAUGAACACAGCCGAGGACUGGGGCCUCAUUUUGGACAUCUGUGAUAAAAUAGGACAGUCCCGUACUGGUCCGAAAGAAUGUCUUCGCUCGAUAAUGAGACGAGUGAACCACAAGGACCCGCAUGUGGCCAUGCAGGCACUGACUCUACUUGGUGCCUGUGUUUCAAACUGUGGGAAAAUAUUUCACUUGGAGGUCUGCUCCAGAGAGUUUGCUAGUGAAGUCAGCAAUGUUCUGAACAAGGGCCACCCGAAAGUCUGUGAGAAGCUGAAGGCCCUGAUGGUGGAGUGGGCGGAAGACUUCCGGAACGAUCCUCAGCUUAGCCUCAUCUCGGCCAUGAUCAAGAACCUCAGAGAGCAGGGUGUCACCUUCCCGGCCGUGGGCUCCCAGGCUGCAGAGCAGGCGAAGGCAAGCCCAGCGAUGGUUGCCAAGGACCCUGCCACCGCCUCCACUAAAAAGGAGGAGGAAGACCUGGCCAAAGCCAUCGAGCUGUCGCUGAAGGAGCAGCGCGGGCAGCCCCAGGGUUCCCUGUCCAGCCUGUACCCCAGCGCCUCCAGCCUGCUCCCCUCUCAGAAGGCGGACGGCCGCAAGGUGCGCGCCAUCUACGACUUUGAGGCGGCCGAAGACAACGAGCUCACGUUCAAGUCCGGGGAGAUCAUCACCAUCCUGGACGACAGCGACCCCAACUGGUGGAAAGGGGAAACAUACCAGGGAGUGGGCCUCUUCCCCUCCAACUUUGUAACUGCGGACCUAACCGCUGAGCCAGAGAUGGUCAAGACCGAGAAGAAAUCGGUGCAGUUCAACGAAGAGGUCCAGGUGGAAACCCUGGAGCCGGAGCCAGAGCCCGUGUUUAUCGAUGAGGAGAAAAUGGACCAGCUGCUGCAGAUGAUUCAGAGUGCCGACCCCACGGAUAACCAGUCAGAUGCUGUCGAACUGCUCCAGUUGGAAGGUGCCUGCAACCAAAUGGGACCACUCAUUGACCAGAAGCUGGAGGAUAUAGACAGUAGGCACUCUGAGCUGUCGGAGCUCAACGUGAAGCUGAUGGAGGCGCUGUCCAUGUACGCCAAGCUGAUGAACGAGGACCCCGUGUACGGCAUGUACGCCAAGCUCCAGAGCCAACAGUACUACAUGCAGCAGCCCCAGCAGCCGCCCGCCAACACGGCCCAACAGGGGUAUCCCGUUCAGCCAAGCUCGUAUGCCAUGGGCCCGGGGAUGCAGGGCUACCCUGUGUCCAUGGAGCAGCUCCAGGCCGGGCCUCCCAUGCCUGGCCAAGCAGCACCCAGUGACAUCCACAUGUACAUGGGCCAGCCGCCCGUCUACAGCCCGUCCCCGGCAGACGUCCAGGCCUACCAGAACCAGGCCAGCCUCCCCGUCCCUCCCCCGGGCCCCGGCGUCAUGAACCAGCCGCCCAGCUACAGCGCGUCCUCUGGUCAGAGCUUACAGGCCCCCACAGACCCCCAACACAUCCCGUACCCGGAGAAAGCCCUGCUAUAGGGAACCUGCACGUUACCAAACCCUCAUACACACACUCCACACGCAAACAGCACAUGCACACUCCACAUGCACACUCCACUUGCAUACGCCACAUGCACACUCUGAUUGUGUGCAUGUGGCCUUUCUUCUGUACUGCUUUAAGUUACUGGUAGGGAGGGGGCGCUACUCCCCAAGUGUUAAGCUAAUACUCUACAGAUGCUUAUCUGUAAUGGGCCGAGUGCACUAGCAAUGCUGGUCGUCGUCGUCCCCCCCCCCCCCCCCCCUCCUCCAUCCCAAUUCGAGCUGCUAGGGCUGACUGUAAAUAAUGGUGUCACGUAACAGACAAAAAAAACCUCAUGUCACAUCUCUUUUGUAGAAAGGAUUUAAAUAUUUUUAUCAUCACGUCGGCCCCCCCUCAAGGUGGGCUCACGUCUCGUGUGUGAUUUUGUUUUGGUCUUUUCUUUUCUUGUGUUUGCUUCGUGAGUUAUCGUUUGAAACGGUGAAAGCGAUGUGUUGAUGUGAACAUGGAAAAACAAAAAAAGAUUCAAAACCAGUCAUGUGGGCAAUGUGGUUCUGAGCAUCACAGACGCCUGUAGUUUUGAGGAGAUAACAUUGUGCUACACACACACACACACACACUCACACUCACACACAGGCCUCAACCAGGCCAAUUGCACUGCUCGUCUCCACGACAUAAAGAUGGCCACACCUUUUAUUUUAUUUUCUCUCAUCUGUGCAAACAAGACACUACUUUAAGCAGUGCUGAAGAAUAUAAGCAUCGCAUUGAAUACCCAUGCUACCCUGCGGAAUAUGUUCUCAACCUUUUUGUCCAUUAUUUUUUAGAAGUACUAAAAACUGAAGCCACUUUUUUUGUUGUUGAAGGGAAUAAGAAGGAUCAUGCAAUCGUGUGUGUGUGUCCGUGUGUGCACACUCGGAUACACUCAGACGCACACAGACACACACACACACAUUCAUACAUAUGCUGAGCUAGUGGUGAAGCCACACGUUGGCCUCCAGUGGGUCUGUACUUUAGCACCGUUCUGUUGCAUUUCACUUGAUUCUCAAAGGGCCCCAACCCGGUCAGUUGCCCCCCCCCCCUCGUCACGGAGGCUCCAUUGCAUCGACUUGUUUUGCCGGCAAGUUAAUUUUAGAUGAAGUAGUAUUUCAGAGCGCUAGCAAGCAAACGCUCACUGUGUUCACCAUACUUCAGAGCUGCUUAAACACACUUGAAGGCCAUGGACUUGUGGCUUUGGAUCAGCGUGGGGGGUGAGCUGUUUGUAACUUCUCUGCGGAUUUUUUUAAGCAUCUCAUUUUUUGUCAGUGUUGAACAAUGGAUAUGAUUAAUUUAUAUUUUGAAGUGCGCAGGCGAUGCCUGAAGUAUUAAAUACAUCUGAUGAAGAUGAUGUAAUAUUCUGCCUAAUUUAGUUGUGUAUAUUUAAGUUGCUCUUGUGCAAAGUGGAGAUUGAUUUCUCUCGUUCAUGGUAUAACCAGUGGUUGAUUACUGAACUAACUGCUUUUAAAAUUGUAUAAUUGUCUUUUUUGAAACCCAUUAUGUUCUCUUAAUAAUUAUCUCCGAACGCACACCAGCAUGUCCGUUGUAGACGGCUAAUUUCAUUUGUUUGUGUCUAUGAAUAGAUGUAUAGAUUCAAAGCUGUCAUCCACUAGAGCAGAGACUUGAUCUGGUGUCACAAUAUUGCAUGCUCCCUAAACUCUGGUUCUCAAACCAGGCAAACCGAAGCCUCAUCACAUUGUACCUCAUUAACUCCUGGACUCCACUUAAGACUAGCAAACUCUUGUAAUUGCUUUGGUUUGAGUUCCUUGGGCUUUUGGAUGGACUUCAUGUAUUCAAAUACUGCUUUAGCUGUCUACAACUUAUGGUCCAUGUUGGUAUUUUCUUAAAUUUUCUUUAUUUAAUGACCUUUCACCCUGAACCACAUCUCUGUGUACAAAUGUCAUUUCAAAUGUUGCAAGGAGUGCAGCUCUCACUUUGCUUCUUAAUUCCACCUUCUGCCUAAAAAAACAGGAUUUAAAUUGGUUCUGAGCUUUUGUAGGCAACUGUUAAAACACCCAAUACACCAUUUGUUCUGAAGGCCACAGGCUGCCUUUUUAACUUAACCCUACACUCGGACAACAUUGUCAUUUUGUUGCGUCGCAAAGCAAGAGUUUGAUCAAUUGUAGCAGGUGUUCUGGAAAGAUGGGACCACGAGCCAGUGAACCACAAUGACGUAAUUUUUUUAUUUAAUUUUGUUUGCACCAAAAGAUAGCACUGGACUUUAGCCCUCAUCUUAUUUUAUUGUACAGGAGUGAGAUGCUGUCUGUUUUUAAAUUUAAAACCAACCUCAUCAUUGUAAAGAUUUUGUUCUGAAUGGUACACUGUUUCUAUGUAAUCUUUUAACCAUACUUAUGAAUUGAUAUUCACAAUAAAAAAAAACAGGCCAAAUGUACAGGA